CCGGGUAAGCGGAAUUGUCAAAACAGUUUUUAAAAUAGCUGUGCUGAAGCUUGUGUUUAAUGGUGAAUUUUCAAAGAAAUCAGUGAUUUUUAGAGUUAUUGAGUGCAAUUCGUUCGGUUUUUUAUUUCAAAUAAAAGAAUACAAAAUGAUCUCUGAUGCUUUAGGUGAUCUAGAAAAAUGUGUAGACACUGCCGGAACCCAGCUCGAUUCGCUGGCCCUGAAAAUCACCGACGUCGAGAAAAAUCUGGACGAGAAUGACAUGGAGGGCCUGGAAACCGGAAUGAUGGAACUGUUGGAGUCAGUCACUGAAGUGAAGAACGAGUACCAAAAUCUCCGCAAGGAUCUUCAGGAAGUUCAGCAACUGCAAAAGGAAAUGACCUGCUCGCUAAGGUACGUCCGCCAGUCGAGGGAUCAGAUUCGGGUCCAGCUGCUCUUCCUGAUGUUCCCUCAGGAUGUCUUCUCCGAUGAAACGAUUUAACACUUCACGCGAGCCACUAAUAUUCCGUUAGUGGUGGUUCCGACACGGGCUAACACUUGACUUAACGAACUGAUCCUACCGGCCUUCGGCUGCGCCAAUUAUGUAUUUCGGUACAUCAAAGGUUUUUUUUUUAAAAACACAACUUAACUCUACAACGGUCAAAACAGAACUGAACUUUAUUAGUUUACUGAGGUAUUACAAAGGCCUGUCUUAUGUCCGUGAUACCUCGCGGAGUACUACUAAGUCACAAUCAAAACUGAACUUAAUUAUCAUAUCAUUAGGACUUUUAUUAACUAAAUCUGCUGAAUCGCCAAUCCUCCGGGUGGUUCGAUUCUGAUGCAACCUUCGUCCGCGUGGUUCAAUUGGUUUGCGCUCGUCAUCGAUUCAUUGAAAUGCGGGCGCCUGGUUUUGGUUUGUUGCUAUGGUCGUCGGUUUGGGUUCUGCGACAUCUUUGGUUGAUGGAAGCCUCAAGCAUGGGUUUGGUUGAUUGGUGUAGGUGUAACGCCUCCCCUUUGAGAUUGUCCGUCCUCGGGCGAUUUACCAAAAAGUACGAGCCUUGGUAGAGAUCCGAUUGCUCCUUUUUGCGACUCCUUGUCUGAUGUUUCUGUUGGAUGUUGAAUCUCCAUGGUGGUUUCUUGCUUCGCUUUGGUCUUCCUGUUAAGAAUAUACUGCCGUGAAUCGCAUAUCUGUCCCAUCUUUGCUGGGUUUCCUAUUCAUAUAAGACAAAUAUGCGAUUCACGGCAGUAUAGGUAAUGAAAAAGCAUACUAUGGUUAAUGUGAGGAGAGUUCCUCCCCAGAUGACUGUUGUCUUCUUCGUGUGGUGAAGUUCCAGCUUUAAUUCUUGAAGUUUGUCCAAAUUGUCGAGUUUGAUGUGGGUGAAAUCAUCUUUUUCAUUUGUGAAAUUCAAUUGUGCCAGAUUUUUUGCCAUAAAUUGGUACAAGAUAUUCUUCUUGGGCUCUUGUAUGAUUGAGGUUGUUAAACGUGAAGUUCAUCACCUUGAUCGUGCAGUUAUUAGUUUCUAUUAUUGUUGGUGUGUUAACUAGCCUCGAUCCGCUGCAUGAAUCUGAGAUUAAUACGUUUUUGUUCGUGUCCACUAGUACUAUGCCUCUCUUUAUUUCUGUUAUUCUGAUAGGUUGCCUGGCGGGUUUUAGAACACAUUUUGGUGUAAGAUGAUUCAAGAGACUGUGGAUACAUUCAUCUUCCACUAGGGUUGUUUCGUCACAUAUAUCGCAAAGUUGUGUUUGUUUGUAGAUGGUGUUUCCAUAUUUGGCUACUAGCUUGAUGUCCGUGUUGAUUCGUGUGUUAUUCAUAUUCAGCGUCUGAACGUUGAUCAGAUCGAACUCUUUGUCUUUCAGGAUGGGUAUCUUCGCUAGGAUCAGGAUGUCUGUGCCUUCAAUGAUUACAUUCCCUGAGCUGUAUUGAAAAAAAUGGUCUGGAUAGUCUAGUUUUAAUCUUUGAGUUUUAAGCAUAUUAAAAAUAUACAUUUUAUCUUCGAAUGAGAGUAAAUUUCUAUUGAGGAUGUUGAGUUUAGCAAAUUCUACCUGCUCUUCUAUAUUGUUGAGGAUUUGUAUUAAAUUGUAAUUUUACAUAAUUAAAUUGAUACCCGAGUAGACGAAAAUAGCUCAAUAAUAUCAAAUGUUGAUAAGAUAGCAAAAUGAGAUAUGGACAUGAUUGAUAUAAGAGAUAAAGAUCAGACGACAAUAUCAAUAUUUUGCACUAAAAUAUCAUUAUGAGAUCAGGUUAUGUUAU
Molecule: messenger RNA, 2227 nt
Organism: Armigeres subalbatus
Lineage: Eukaryota; Metazoa; Arthropoda; Insecta; Diptera; Culicidae
Exons: 3
Coding region: 146-478 (110 amino acids)
Source: RefSeq, a predicted model, not a curated record